CGUGUGCUAAAAAAGGAACGACACCGAACUAUCGGUGUGGGCCGUUUUAAAAUCGGAGAGAGCGCCGUCGCCUCGUGCUGUUGACUGGUGGAGCCGCGCGGAUCGCAUGUGCCGUGCUUUCGAUACCCGCUGGCCGUUUUUCGCGAGUAUUUUGUCGAAUAAUUAACGACGGGGAAAAAUGUUUGAUAAAGUGGCGGCCGUUUGGUUUUUGGCGUGUUUUGCCGCCGCCAGCGAAGAGUACAGCGACUGGGAGUUGGCCGUGGUGGUGAACGACCGGAUCGAACUGCUCCAGGCCAACGGAACCGUGGUUGGUGCCACUACAGAGCAGUUCACCAAACUCAAGGCGCUGACGUUCGACGCCGUGCGUCACCAGUUCGUCGUGAGCGACAUGGACCAAGAGAACGACACCAUCUUCGCCGUGCAACUGACCAAGGAGACUGAAAUCACGCCCAUAAUACCGGAUCUUCCAGAUGACGUUCAGGGCCUGGCCGUCGACCCCAUCGAGGACGUCCUCUACUGGACGGACUCGGUAAACCGCACCAUCAGUUCCGUCAAACUUAACCUCACUUCGUUCGAGCCGCGUUUGUUGUUCGCUUUCGGCGACCAGUCGCCGCAGGACAUCGCGGUCGACGUGUGCCGCCGUUACGUCUACUGGACCAACUCGGACCUGGACCGGCCGACCAUAGAGCGCGCGAAACUCGACGGCACCGCUCGCCAGGUGCUGGUCGACUCGGACCUGCGGAUGCCCGCCGGUAUCGCCAUCGACUACACACAGCGCAGGAUUUAUUGGGCGGACAUGCGGGAAGGCAUCUACUAUCGCAUAGACAGCGCUAACUUGGACGGCACCGACCGCGAAAUCGUCUACGAGGGGACCCACACGAAACCGUUCGGCGUCGCCGUCGACGAGGUCGCCGUCUACUGGACCGACGUCAACGACAACGCGCUGUGGCGGUUCGCGAAGAGGCGGCGCGGCGCCGCCCCCGAGAAGAUCCGAGAGUACCUCGAGAAACCGAUGGGGCUCGUCGCCAAGAACCUGCAGGUCAGGAACUACCCCGACUGUAAGGAGCUGGAGCUCGCGAUAGAACGCCAAGGCGGCGAAGCGGAGGCGGAGGUGUUCGAGGUGGAGACCGGCACGGAGGAGGCGCCGCGUUGCCUCAACGGCGGCGACUUGGUAGACGGCAAGACGUGCCAGUGUCGCAGGGGGUACACGGGGAGAUACUGCGAGACCGAGAACUGCCACAAUUUCUGCAUCCGAGGCACCUGCAGGUUGUCCCCGACGGGCUACCCCCAGUGCCGGUGCCCGAGCGGUUACGGAGGCGCCAGGUGCCAAGCGGACGCUUGCUCCGCCUACUGUCUCAACGACGGCGCGUGCGUCCACACCCGGGGCGGCCCCGAGUGCCGGUGUCGAAGCGGCUUCGCAGGCACCAGGUGCGAGAUCUCCGCCGAGCUGUCAGAACUGUGUCGUGCCUAUUGCGACGACGUUUCGACCUCGGACGACUUCGGGUCGGUCUGCGGAUGCAACGCGACUUCGGCACGGAUCGUAGCCCCGCCGCCCGAGCGCACCUUUUGGACGAAAGUCGUCGAGGACCCCGCCUACUCGACGCUGCUGAUGCUCGUCGCGUUCUGCGUGGUGAUUAUCGGCGCGAUGGCCGCCUACAUCGCGGUGAACAGGCGUCGCCGGCCCACCAUCAAGAAGAGGAUCAUCGUCAACAAGAACGUGACGCCGUUGACGUACAGGCCGCGGCCCGCCGCUACCGAACACUGCGAGAUCACCAUCGAGAACUGUUGCAACAUGAACGUCUGCGAAACGCCCUGCUUCGAGCCAAGACGGGGGCGGGACGACAAGAAGCAGCUCCUCGCUCACAUGGAGGGCGGCGAGGAGGCCUACUAGGAUCCCGGGGUUCCCCAUCCGAGAGACAGGCUGUGACGUGAAUAGUAUUAAAAAACGUUGUUAAGUUUGUUAGUGUUUAAACGCCGCGGGAUUUCGGGCGACUAUCCGGUCCUUCGAGGCGGAUCCGAGGUCGGCGCCGCGCCCGCAUCUUUCUCGAUUUUUUCGUGCCAAAGUUUUUUUUCGAAAACGGAAAAAGUAAGACGAUCCCAAGCCAGUUUUAUGGUCGCGCAGCUAUACUUAAUUUUUAGGGAUAUUUAUUCGGUUUUUCCCCCUCCCCUCGUUUCUUAGGGUAUUUUUAUUUGAGUUUCGAGUAGUACUUAUACGGUUCGCUUAGCUGAGUUACUUACCGUUUUAUUUUUUUUUUGCAUCGAGCAAAAUAUGUGGCUUACCAAUAUCUACGUCGAAAAUGUGAUAAUACUAGCCGAUUUGAUACACUCUGUAUAUAGUUUUAUAUUGGUAUUAUAAAACGUAUUUGCAAAAUAGGUGGUUUUAGUAAACCCUUCCUCACUCCUGUCUCCUCAAAACUGGCCAAUCCAAAGCGAUUACAGUCAGUCAAUUACACUUGUUUUGUGUCUGCGGAAAUUGAGGAGAAAAUGACUGUGAACAAUGUACUAAAAGAGAUUAACUUUAAUAUACUUAGUGCUGGGCUACAAAAAAUUGCGUACUCUACUCAAAAUCCUUUUGAAGAUGGGAACACUUCCGGUAAUGUGCGCAGUUGACGUCAACUUGCUUAUUUUAAAUAGAGC
This is a messenger RNA of Cylas formicarius (sweet potato weevil), 2637 nucleotides long. RefSeq names its product protein cueball. Gene Ontology annotation, molecular function: calcium ion binding. NCBI's taxonomy places the organism in Eukaryota, Metazoa, Arthropoda, Insecta, Coleoptera, Brentidae. The coding region runs from base 179 to 1891 and encodes 570 amino acids. The transcript is spliced from 4 exons. The record is from RefSeq and is a predicted model, not a curated record.